CACUCAUCCGCUCCCUCACUCCAGAAUGAACUUCAGUUCGGUUAAGCUUUAAUGUUUUAGUGUCAACUUUUUGACACUAAAAAAGUUCGAAACGUACGAGAAUAAUUUGAGGAAGAUAGCAAUUGUUUACCGUGGUGGUGGCUGAGAAACACGAUUUCUUCACUCAGCAGAUCUAAUUGCUAAUGGAGGCACCAUCCAGAAUCUCCUGAGCUCAGAUCAUGUCAGUCUGGUGUUUAUGUGCUUUGCUCCUUUCUCUGAUUGAUCAAACAGAACAGGAUGGAAACCAACUUCCAGUAAAAGAGGUGACAGUGUAUCCAGAAAAAAGUGACAAAUUUGAUAAAGGUGAAUGGGUGCUGAACGUUACAUGGAGAGAUGAGUUUGCUGAAAAAAAUCAAUCAGAGAAACUUACUUAUGACAUUGAAGUCCUUCACACUGAACAGAUGCGGACCGUUCACUUUGAAACCAUACAGGUGAUGCCAGAUCCAGCGGUCCCUCAUCACUGGAAAUGGACCUCAUCUGUACCACUGCAGUGCACCUCCCAUUCGGUCAGAUUGAGGCGCCGAGAUCCGCAUCAGACCAGCAGCUGGACACCUUUAAACACUUACGAAGGAGAAGAUCAAAAUGCCACAACAACACUUGUCUAUCCAGAUAACCAAGUUUUUCUGGUUGGGAGCAACGUGACAUUCUGCUGCAUUUUGAAGACAGAAAAGGUUCAAUUAUUCAGUUCCUCUUUCUUCACAAUCCGCAUCAGCAACAGGACCUACAUCACAAAACCAGUUCACUUCAACACCCCUACUACAUCAGGAGGAGAGAACAUACAAUGUUUGGAUGAUGGAGGCUCCACAAUAUUUAUUGGCUAUCCCCCAGAUGACCAAAAUCUUACAUGUGUAACCCGGGAUCUCAGCUCUGUGGAGUGUCACUGGAAACGUGGUCGAAAAACCCAUCUGGAAGGAGAUAACAAAACCUUCUACACACUGAAUGGAAGUGUUUGUAAAUUUGAUCAAUGUGUCCUACAUAAAAACAAUGCCACGAAUUGGACUCUAAAUGCCACAAAUCCCCUUGGUGUGAAGACAAUCACUGACACAGCUGAACCCAAACACAGAGUAUGGCUUAGAGCACCCAAGAACAUACAAUCCCGUGCGGUUCAUGCAAGAAAUGCUACUCUUCAGUGGAGCUGGAACAUGGAAAAUUAUGCUUCCUUUCCAAUGACAUGCCAAGUGGAGCUCAAUGGAUCCAUUUACAAUGUAACCUUUCGUGGACUGGGACUUUCGUCAGUUAUCCUUUUAGAUCUGCAGCCCUCUGCUAAGUACACAGCUAAAGUGCAAUGUGGGUCUAAUGAGCACUUUUACAGGUGGGGUGACUGGAGUGAAAUGACUGACUUCUCUACUAAAGAGGACAUUCCAGAAGAAGUAGAUAUUUGGAUGAAAUAUUGGGAACAAAAUACAUACAUAGUAUGGAAGCCUCUAACAAAACAACAAAGUAAUGGGAUAAUAACGGGCUAUGAACUUACUAUAAGUGACUCCAAAGACAAGUGGAGAAACCCCAUCCACAGAGGACUAAAGACACCACUGUGCCACAAUCUCACAUCUGGGAAUGAGAAAGGGGAUCAAAUAAUCACAGUCUCAGCAAGCAACUCAGCUGGUCUUUCUCCACCUUCAAGCAUCACCAUCCCAAGCUUUCCUGACAAUGGAGUCAGUGUAAGCCCUAUCAAUAGUAGUAAAGGUGGCUUUACAAUGUUUUGGGAAGAAAGCUCCCGUUCCAGUUGUGGCUAUGUUGUAGACUGGUUUCCAACCUACAGUAAAAAACAUUGUGCAGUUGAAUGGAGGAAGAUCCCAUCCGGUCACUUAAGCACCUGGAUUCCGUCAGAGUUUUUUCAGCCAGGUGUGAGAUAUACUAUCUCGGUCUACGCCUGCACUGCUGGUGCCCCACAGCUUCUGCAGAGGAGAGAGGGUUAUGCUGUAGAGCAACGACCAUUUGAGAAAAUUCAGAACCUGAGAAGUGAACGGAAAGGCAGAACACUUGUGCUUUCCUGGAACAAAGUGCCCUUAGGCAAGCAAGGAGGCUUCAUACUGGGUUACAGGCUCGUAAUAUUCAACUCUGAUAUCAACAGAACUAUCAAUACUAAAACAACAAGGGAGCCUACAGCUAGUUUGACAUUAGAUCCUGGCUCCUACACUAUCAACAUUAGUGCCUAUACAUCUGCAGGAGAAGGUGAUAACGCCACAAUCAGUUUCCUGGUGGAAAAAAGCAUUCAUCAGAUGAUUGCGGCUACUGUUGUGGGCUCCAGCGUAGCAGCCCUUGUCUUCAUUUUCAUUACAGUCCUUUGCUUCAGGAAGAGAAAGUGGUUAAAGGAAAUAUUAUAUCCAGAUAUUCCUGAACCAAAACUUACAGGGGAAUGGACUAAAAAGGGGGUUUAUUGCUCCCCGCUGACUGAAGGGUAUAUGAAGUGUGAGAUUCAGGAGGCCUACAGUACAGAGGAUCCUCCAACAUCACUAGAAAGUGGAGAUAGCCAUGCUCUCAUCAUCCAUACCUCCAGAGUGUGUCCUGCACAUCAUUUCUAUCAGAAUACAUAUGAAUCUCCAUUUGUCUCAUCCUCACCUGAUGAUGCCCAUUCAGUCACUUUAUACUCCUCAUUAUUGUGGCCCUGUAUUGAGAAACUGAGCUCAGUUAUUGAAAACCCUACAUACAAUAUGACCUUGCCAGAAUCAGUCGGUGUUUCACAAAUACCAGAGCUCACAUUGGAAAUGCAGGACUCUUACCUCCCUGCCCCUAACUUUGUUCAUAAUAAUUUUGAUGACAAGGACUCACUGGGUUACAAGGCCCAAGCAUCAUGGCCUACAAAUGUAUAGCUAAACAGACGUAAAUGUAGUGGAAUCUACUGUACACCAUAACGAUCUGUGAAUUAUGUGAAUUCCGUUUAUAGCUAAAUAGUAGUGUAUAAUGUACCCUGUGUAAAUUAUGCUUAUGUAAACUUGAAUAAAUGUCAUUUA
This is a messenger RNA of Myxocyprinus asiaticus (Chinese sucker), 2990 nucleotides long. RefSeq names its product LIF receptor subunit alpha b (gene lifrb). The transcript has 18 exons. Bases 219 to 2849 code for a protein of 876 amino acids. NCBI's taxonomy places the organism in Eukaryota, Metazoa, Chordata, Actinopteri, Cypriniformes, Catostomidae. The record is from RefSeq and is a predicted model, not a curated record. Gene Ontology annotation, molecular function: cytokine receptor activity; protein binding. Gene Ontology annotation, biological process: cytokine-mediated signaling pathway. Gene Ontology annotation, cellular component: external side of plasma membrane.